Molecule: messenger RNA, 3370 nt
Organism: Trachymyrmex cornetzi
Lineage: Eukaryota; Metazoa; Arthropoda; Insecta; Hymenoptera; Formicidae
Product: tripartite motif-containing protein 2
Exons: 11
Coding region: 1226-3334 (702 amino acids)
Cellular component (GO): nucleoplasm
Molecular function (GO): ubiquitin protein ligase activity; zinc ion binding; protein binding
Source: RefSeq, a predicted model, not a curated record
AAAAGAAUUCAUUUCAACGUUCACAGAUGCGUACCUCUGAAAAUCUGAAUCAAUUUCAAUCCAUUUCAAAAUCCAUUCUCGUUUGCUGGGUAUCGAAAGCCCGUGCUCGUGACAUUCGCACACGUCAGCAUAUGCCACGGUGACGGCGGCCACAGGGCACAGUGGUGGCCACAGAGCCAGUGAGACCUACAGCUGUGAACCGCGGAGUCGGCGGAGUGCAGACUGCAGAGUGCGGACGACGAACGCGACGAACGCACUGAACGCGCGCAGCUGUAGCACGAACGCCACGAACGCACGAAUGUGAGUCGCUGCUCACUGCUCGAUGCGCUGAGCGCUCUGCAGCUGAUGCGGUUCGCUGGCUCGCUGCUGAGCCAUCCGCUGCCGCUGCCGUUGUCCUGAUACUCCUGAUUGUCCUGCGCGCGUCCGUCUGUGUGUUUUGUUUGAGAAAAAUGCUCCGCGUCAAGAGAUUCGACGUCGCCCCCGCUGAUUUCGCGUGAUCAGCGCCCGCGUGUGUGCGAAACGCGCGGCGAUAAAACCUCGACCACGAUCGAGGCUUCAAAAAAAAAAAAAAAAAAAAUAAAAAACAGUAUUCGGCCAAAGGAUCCCUCUCUUCUUUGUCGCGAAAAAAAUCCGUCGCCAAAACCGUCAGUACGUGAUGCGGCGCGCGGAAUUCGAUGUGGCGUCCGUGAAUUCGCUCGGUUCGCUUCCUCCGCUCACGCUCAUCCGGGUAAUGGAGCGCGAGGAGCGGAGGUAGACAAAGGGCUGAGAGCCGCGCACGUCUCUGCAGUCUGCACGUCUCGUAGUUCGCUCUCGUCAUCGCCGCGGAUGGCCGUGGUCGAGCCGCGAGCGUCUCGGCGAUUUAUUUAUAUAUCCACGAGAGACAUGCGGUCACUAACGUAGAAAACGCGUCGCUCGCUCGGAAAUGAUCCGCGUUCCCGAGGGCUCUUCGUUUGCGAGGAAUUCGGAUUUUCGGAAUUGAUCUAGCCAAACACGCUCGGGGUUGUUGUCCGUCGACGACGCGGUUGUGGUUUCUUCGUGGAUCAUCUGUUUCUCUUUUGUCUCCGGAGACAGUGAGGGUGAAUUGAUGCGACAUUAGCGCGACAUGUAUCGCGAUCGUUCAGGAUUCUUCAGGAUUUCCGAGAAAACUCGAGUAACAGGGCUGCGUGCGUUGUUGACGGUGGAGCGGAUCGUGGAGCGUAGACUUUAGAGUGGCGAUAUAUCCAUUAUGGAAGCGUUGCGUUUAGCUAUACAGACGCGGCUUGGGGAGAGGAUGGUCAGCAUGAGCUCCAUGCUCGUAGAGACAGUCAGUAUAAAUUAUGAAGACUUUAAUGAGAGUUUUUUAACAUGUGGUACCUGUCUCUGCGUUUACGAUGGCAGCGAGCAUACACCUAAAUUACUACCAUGUUCACACACGGUAUGUUUACAUUGUUUAACAAGAAUUGCUGCGUCUCAAACGCGAGAUACAGGAGCAUUUAGAUGUCCCAUUUGUAGAGAAUUAAUAACUAUUCCUCGUGGAGGGGUACCUGCACUGCCCCCGAGUUUUCUCGUAAACCAACUGCUGGACCUUAUGUCUCGACAAAGACGAGAGGUCAUCCCAAAGUGUUCAGUUCAUAUAAAUCAGGAAUUAUUAUUUUGUGAAACAUGUGAUACAGUGUUUUGUACAGUAUGUACUAGUGGGACACAUGCAGGAACGUCACCUGGAUGCACAGAACAUACAAUUAUCCCUUUUAGUAUUGCGAUAAAAAGAAUGUCCGAAAUAUUGUUGUAUAAAGCUAACGAGUGUAUAUCCAAGUUAACACAGGCACAAGAUUCUGUGAGCACGGAACUGCAACGUUUGGAAGCCUCUACGGAAAAGUGUUUGAGCGCAGUAGAUACGGAAUUCGCUGAGAUCAUCGCAAAGAUAGAGAAACGUCGCACGGAAUUGCAAGCUGCCGUAACCGCUGCUGCUCGUGACAAGAAACACGUACUUGAAGAACAACAUUCUCUUAUUGAAGCAGAGAAAACCAAAGUGGAGAGAGAAUGCGAAGGAUUGCAAUAUCAGGUCGAGGUUCGAAAUAUUACUCAACGUAUUAACAGCUUGUCGGAUCAGCUUGACGCAGCAACCGCUCUCAGCGAACCUAAGGAGAAUGCCUUUAUUACAUUUGAGUUUAAUCAUAACGACGCUCUCUUUCAAUUAGAGCAAGCACUGAGUAACGUGGGACGAGUACGUUCUAGUACAACAUUACCAGGUUUGUGCCGAGCCAGAUUGAAGGAUCUAGCAAUAGUAAAGCUACAAACAAUCGUCGUAGUCGAAACGGUAGAUUAUCACGGUCAUCCUCGAAAUGUCGGUGGUGAUCUUAUUAGCGCCGAAUUGACGCUUGCUGAUAACAUGCAUGCAGAAAGUCAGAAUGUUCCUAUUGAGACAGAAGUGAAAGAUCUGGAGAAUGGAACUUACGAAAUUUACUUCCGGCCACCAACUGCAAGUCGAUAUGUUUUGAAAGUGUCGGUGUUCGAACGACCUAUUAAAGAUUAUCCGCUAUUUUUCGAUACGACUGAGCACAAUGAACCUAUUAAAACAUAUGGCAGACGUGGUAACGGAAAAGAUGAGUUUCACCAGCCUGUUUCAGUCGCAGUGGACGAUGAAGGAAUGAUCUAUAUUUUAGAUACUGGAAAUUCUCGUAUUAAGGUACUCAAUUGUGAUUUGGAGUUUCAAAGGCACAUAAACAAUGAAGGCUUAGAGGGUCGCAGUUGUACGGGAAUAGGUAUAUCUCAACAAGGUCUCGUAGUCGUGAAUUGGCGAACGCGAAAGAUUACGGAAAUGACUUCAUUAGGUGAUACAAUCCGAUCUUUCACGCAUAAUGCAUUUCAAGAACCCAUAGAUAUUGCAGUGGACAACAGUUACGGGCACAUACUUGUCGCUGACAACGGUCAAAGCUGUGUAUUCGUAUUUGAUUCAGACGGCAAGAUACUAUUUCAGGUUGGUAAGAGAAGCACGUUCAAGCUAAUCAGUUCUGUAACUGUCGGUCCGGCUGGUGAGAUUUUAGUUGCCGAUAGCAGAAUUCAAGUGUUUUCUGCGAAGGGAGAUUUCUCCGAAGAAAUAUAUCCUGAGGGCAAAGGAAAAGGUACCUACGGAGGAAUAGCUGUAGACGCAGAUGGCAAACUUAUUGGUACUCGUACAGACAAAGGUCGUAGCAUAAUACAAGUUCUAAAGUUAGGGGGAGGUAAUAUCUUAACCGAAAUCGAUUCACACAGCUCGAAAUUGCGACGUCCCUCAGGCAUAGCUGUGCUACCAGAUAAUCACCUAGUGGUGGUGGACUUGGGCAAUGAUUGUAUAAAAAAAUAUAGGUACUGGUAAAAAGUCAUUUAUUUAAUCAUCAAAAUUCAAAUUGCA